AGAUAGUCUUGUUAGGAGUGAUCCGUGCGAGGACCAUGUUGUGGAUAGUGAUACAGUUUUCGUUUAUAAUAACUUUUUGCAAUGUGCUUAUACAGUGUGAAGUUCAUCAAGAAAGACCUAAAAUAAAAACAUCUAAUGGUGAUCUAAUUUUAGAACCAGCAUACAACAAAAACAUUUAUUUGCGACGUAAUGGACCCAAGUCAUCAGUAUACUUGGGUGGCCUAAAUGUACUUAAUAUCAAUACUUCUUCUGCACCGGCACAAUAUCAACCGGCUUCUGGCAGUGAAUUCGAGAAUGAUCUUCAAGAUAUAAAUGGCAUAUCUGAAAGAUUGCACAGACUUGAAAAUCAAAAUACUCCCUUGCCAGUCGACUUACUAUUUAAUAUAACGUUACUUUCAAGAAAAAUCAAUAGACUUAAUAAUAGAGUUUCCUUACUGAGGACACAAAUGGGUAGAAGAGUUAACAAUUGUGAGUCUAAUCCAUGUCGUCACGGUGGAACUUGCCUAAACUUGGUAACGGGAUACCAUUGUCUUUGUCCAUCAAAUUGGGAGGGACCGAAAUGCGAAGACGAUGUGAAUGAAUGCCGCAACUUCGCCGGUACAGACUUGGGCUGCCAGAAUGGUGCAACUUGCAUUAAUAGACCAGGAUCUUACGAAUGUUUUUGCCGAACAGGAUGGUUUGGCCUCCACUGUACGAGGAAAGCUAAAGAUUGUUCUGGCGGUGAUUUCGAAAUGUGUGGAUAUGGUACUUGCUUAACAGUAACCUCUGGAGAUGGCAUCAAGUGCAUCUGCGAUCAAGGUUGGACAACGAAUGGGACAGGAAUUGCUUGCCUUACUGAUGUGAAUGAAUGUGAACAAGGUGUCCGGUGUUCUGUAAAUCCCAGAGUCGAAUGUAUAAAUCUUCCUGGUUCAUUUCGAUGCGGUGCUUGUCCACCAGGUUUUGAAGGUAAUGGGUAUGUCUGCUACGACAUCGACGAGUGUCUCACUUUGCCUAACGGUGGUUGCAGUAUUACUCCUUUCGUCACUUGCCAUAAUACAAUCGGAUCAAGAAUUUGUGGUCCCUGUCCAAUGGGAUUCCAGGGUGAUGGCGUUACUUGCACUUGGAGAGGCUCCUGUAGUAUAAAUAAUGGCGGUUGCCAUCCGUCUGCGCGUUGUGUGGAAAGCCGGUUUAGUUUCACUGCGAGGAUGGGACAGUGCGUCUGUCCGGAUGGAAUGUAUGGAGAUGGUAUCGGCGUUCAAGGAUGCUACGUUCCAAACUCAGGUAAUGUAACUCUUCAAUGUGAAGACAAUCCAUGUGGUGAGCAUGGACACUGUCAUUCAGUUAGAACUGGCUAUACUUGCAUCUGCCAAAAGGGUUUUAACGGUGUGCAUUGUGAAAAUCCUGCAAAUUUAUGUCAAAGUAAUCCUUGUCAAAAUGGAGGUAGCUGCCGCUUGGACGAAAAUUCACCUGGGGGUUUUAGAUGUGAGUGUACUGCUUUAUAUUCUGGAGACUUGUGCCAGUCACACACAACUCUUUGUGGUGGUGUAUUAAAUCACGAAGAAGGAAGCAUAAUAUAUCCUCUAAGUAAUGCUACCUAUAGUCAUAAUGCUCGCUGUGCAUGGGUUAUUCAUACGAUACCAGAAAAAGUUAUAAAUGUAACAUUCAGUAAAUUUAAUUUAGAAUCGAGCCCAGACUGUCUCUAUGACUUCUUACAAAUACAUGAUGGUAGAAGCUCAGCUAGUCAGUUAAUUGGAAGAUUUUGUGGUAGUCAAUUCCCUAAAGGAGGAAAUAUUGUAUCUAGUCAUAAUAAUUUAUAUUUCUGGUUUCGAUCAGACCAAAGUAUUGCUAAGGAUGGUUUUGCUUUACAUUGGACUAGUACAAACCCAGUGUGCGGGGGCGAAAUCGAUGCCAGUACUCAUGGUCAUAUCAGCUCACCUGGCUCUCCCGGUAGGUAUCCACCAAAUAGAGAUUGUUACUGGCGUCUCACCACUGCAAUUGGGAAAAGGAUACAAUUACAUUUUUUCGCGCUUGAUAUUGAAUCGCAUGUUAACUGCAGUUUUGACUAUAUUGCUAUAUAUGACGGCGGGCAUGUCAAGGAUCCUCUUAUAGAAAAAUAUUGUAACUCAACCCAACCUGCUCCUUUGCAAUCGGCUGGUUCAGAACUUUUAAUUCAUUUCCAUUCUGACGCAUACAAUUCUGGUUUCGGUUUCCAAAUCGCUUAUGCCCCAGUGGAAGGUAUACCAGGCUGUGGUGGAUACUUUACUGGGUACAGAGGCGAAAUAACGUCGCCUAAUUACAACGGUAAAUAUAUCAGUAAUUUAGAAUGUGAAUACAAAAUUAAAACAAGUGAAGACACAAAAAUCCGUAUUAAUUUUGUUUCUUUUGCACUAGAGAAUUCGUUUCGAUGCAAGUAUGAUUACGUUAAGAUUUAUGACGGGCCUUCUAGUGAUUCUCGUUUCGUUGGUAAAUUUUGUGGUACAUCAUAUCCUAAAUCAUAUACCUCAACAUCUAAUACGUUAUUUAUUAUAUUUAAAUCAGAUCAUACAAUGACUUCAGAAGGUUUCAGAAUGACUUAUGAAUCUAUUUGUCAUAAACAAUUAUAUGGGGAUAGUGGCAUUAUACAAUCGCCGGGAUAUCCCUUCAGUUAUCCGGAAAAUAAAGUUUGUGAAUAUAUUAUUAAUACUUCUCCAGGGAAAUCAAUACAAUUAACAUUCCAAGAUUUUAAUAUUGAAAAUAACAGUUACUCCGAUUGCAUAUACGAUAAUGUUGAAAUUAGAGACGGACCCGACAUCAACUCAACAUUACUUGGAAGAUUUUGUGGGUCGGAACUAUUACCUCCAGUUCAAACUUCGACAUUUAACAUUAUGUAUAUAAGAUUUAGGUCCGAUAUGAGUAUAACAGGUGCCGGAUUUUACGCUAACUAUACAACAAUAGAUACUGAAUGUGGUGGAAUUCACAGAGAUACUACGGGGGUAAUAAGUCACCCAUCGGAUUCAGAAACGAGUUACAAAGAUAACCAAUCUUGUACUUGGAUGAUAAUUGCUCCUGAAGGAAUGCAUAUUAAGCUUACCUGGGAUAGAUUCAAACUUGAAAGUCAAAUUCGACCAUCAUGUACCAGCGACUUUGUAGAAUUGUAUGAAAUAGAUGAUGAUAACGAGCGUAGUUUACUUGGUCGUUACUGUGGUUUUACUAUUCCACCCGCUCUCAUUUCUUCUACUAAUAGAAUCAUGAUCAAAUUUGAAUCAGAUAAUAGCAUAAGGGAAACUGGUUUUGCUUUAUCAUAUUCCUUUGUAGAUGAAAGAUCGCACUGUGGCGCAUUCUUAGUAAAGUCUCAUGGUGUCAUAUACUCCCCUGGAUGGCCACAUGUAUACGAGCCUAAUCGCGACUGUAUUUGGACAAUUACUGUGCCUAUUGGGCAGCAAAUUAAGUUAAAUAUAUCCCAGUUUGACUUGGAACGUCCCAUACGUGAUAAAUGUGAUCUUGGAGAUUACUUAGAAAUAAGAAACGGAGCGACAGAACAAACCCCUCUUAUAGGCAAAUAUUGUGGUAAAUUCAAAUCAAAACGUAUUAUAUCGGCAGCGAAUACUUUGUAUUUGCAUUUCCAUUCAGAUUUUUAUUUAACAGGCCGUGGCUUCAAAAUUGAAUGGGAUGGCACCAUAACAGGAUGCGGUGGCACACUCACUAGUGCGAACGGAUCUAUUUCGUCACCUAAUUAUCCUAAUAAUUACAAUGAAAAUGCAGAAUGUUUUUACAGAAUUGUUACGAGUGCCGGAUCUCGAAUACGGAUUUCCUUUACUGAUUUAGAUUUGGAAAAGACUCUGCAUUGCAUGGACGACUACGUCGAAAUAUUUGACGGUAGAGAUACAAGCGCUUUAAGUUUAGGAAAACACUGUAACAUGUCUCAAGCUUUAAGAAAUAUUGAAACGUCUGGAAACUACGCUUACAUUAAAUUUCGAUCAGAUUUUUACAUAAGUAGUAAAGGGUUUCUACUAAACUAUAAUACUGUCUGUCAACGUAACCUUACAGGGAAUUAUGGCGUCAUUGAAAGUCCAGGCUAUCCCAGUAAUUACCCUCAUUAUGCCAAUUGUCUAUGGACUAUUACAGUUCCAAGAGGAAAUAAAAUUAACGUAACCUUUACACACUUUGACAUAUUUAAGUCACAUCGAAAUUUUGCCUGGAGGAGGUUAGAAACUUAUGUACAAGUUCGUCCACAUGUAGAUACUUGUGAUACAGAUUUUGUUCAAAUAAGUGAAACGGAUGGUACGUCCGUAACAGAAAAGCUUUGUGGAGCUACAUUGCCUAAACAAAUAAAUGUUCAAAGUAAUAUUCUAAAUAUCAAAUUUAAAUCAGGCGGUUAUUUCAGUAGAAGUGGUUUCCGCCUGGAGUGGGUUAAAGAUGGUUGCGGUGGUCACAUUCAAAAGAUAUUUGGUGCCUUGUCAUUGGAUAAGAGAAUGAAUGUCGCUGAAAAUGAAAUAAACUGCGAAUGGAUAAUAGAAACGCCUCUUGGUACAAGUGCUAAAAUAACGUUCACAGAGUUGCAUAUGUACGACAGUAAAAAUUGCACAGAAGAUGCGAUUGAGGUAUACAAUGGACAAAGUGUCGAUGCGCCCCUCAUAACGAAAAUUUGUCAUCGUUAUUCGGGGAUGGUCCAAGGAAGUUCUAAUGUUCUAUUAGUAAGAUUUAUCAAAAAGUCUUCUCUUAGGAAUGUAUUUUUUAACUCUUAUUUUGAUUCAUUUAGAUCUGGGUGCGGCGGUAAAAUAACUGCGCCCUCUGGUAUUAUUUACUCAAAAAAUUACCCAAAAAAUUAUGAUGAUAAUUUAGAUUGCAUAUGGUCCAUAACAGUACCCAAAAAUCAUCGAAUAAAAUUACAAAUGCUAGAAUUUGAUUUAUAUUCCGAAGAUAAUGACGAUUCGUCAUCUUGCGAAGACUUGGUUAACAUAUACGAAACAAGUAAUAUUUUGGACUCCAAUUACACUUAUCAUGUUUGCCCUAAGACGAAUAUAUCGGAAAUUGUAUCGAAGUCCAACGAAAUGAGCCUUCAAUUUCUUACAAAUGGGUAUGGGACUGCAAAAGGAUUCAAGGCAUCUUUUGUUAUGAUAUGCGGUGCUCGCAUCACAGCCGCUCGUGACGGAGUAAUUAAUAAUAAAUUUUUGCAAGAAUCUAAUGAAACUUGUACAUGGACCUUGCUAGCUCCUACACCCAAUUUAAAAAUUAAACUAACUAUAACACACCUGUCGAUUCCCAAAUAUACGUUAGAUAGUACAAAUACAAGUAGGUCAUGUCCAGCAUCAUUUCUGAGAUUACUCGAUGGUGACGAUGAGGAUUCACCUUUGAUUGAUGAAUACUGUGGAAAUAAAGUCCCUCCAAUGAUCGUAAGUCAUGGUAGUGCAAUGACCAUACAACUUGGAACUUACGUUGGUAAAAUUUCAGGACAAUUUUCAGCACACUAUACUACUUUAACCUCGGCUUGUGGAGGAACAUUAACAUCGGAAGAAGGUACUAUCGCUUCGCCAAAUUAUCCCCAAUCAUAUCCUCCUGAAUCUGAUUGUGAAUGGAUUUUAAGCACAUCACCUGGCAAUAAAGUAUACAUAACGUUUGAAGAGCUAAACAUAGAAAAUUCAGAAGGAUGCAAUGAAGAUUAUUUAGAAGUUCGUGAAGAUAAUGGCGGCGGCAGACUAAUUGGAGCAUUCUGUGGAAAUGUUUUACCAACGAACACAACAUCUGCAAGUAAACUCUAUAUAAAAUUUCAUAGUGAUAGUAGAGACACAGGUCGGGGCUUUCUAAUACACUAUGGAUUUUUGCAUGGAAAUGAUAUAAUUGGAUUGACAAGAGGUGAAAUAACAUCACCUUUGUAUCCCAAUACGUACGAGGGCCGUGCUGAAUAUACAUGGCGUAUAACUAUAAAAAACCCUUCAAUAAUCGCUUUAAGUAUUGACAAGUUGGAAAUUCAUAACCAUGGGACAACUUGUCAAAAUUACUUAGCAUUUUAUGACGGUUACAAUGAAGAAGCUCCGCUUUUAGAACUGAUGUGUGGAAUAAUCACAAACCAAAUUAAAUCUCUUAAAACAACUUCAUCUGUGGUUUACAUCAAAUUGCAUUUGGAAGCAUCAAAUAUCGGUUCUCUUUUCCAUUUACACUGGGAGCAAGCUGAUAAGGAUGAAGGAAUUGAAAUCAGUGAUAAAGCUAAUUGUGGAUUUAAUCAUACAGAAAUUAUAGCCCCAGGACGUAGUGUGUCUUUCACCUCACCUAAUUAUCCCCUCCCGUACGAUAAUGACUUAAACUGCGUUUGGAUUUUUAAAUCAACAGUCGGACGUCACUUACUAUUAUCCUUCCAAGAUAUGUUUUUAGAAGAGACACAAAAUUGUUUUGCGGACAAAGUGAACAUAUUUUCUUCAAAUUCUCUAGAUCAAUGGACUCCUUUGAAAGAAAAUGUUUGUGAAUAUAAAGCAAUAAAGAUGUCAAUGAAUGCAACCACUUAUCUAAAGGUACAAUUUAAAACAGAUAAUUCAGUAAAUCAAAAAGGCUUUUCAGCUAAGGUUUCAUCAAUGUGUGGAGGUGAACUUUUUAAUUCAGGAGUGAUAGAGCCGACUUGGUUGGAUAUGCAAAACAUAUUUUCAAGUAUGAUGCGAUGUGAAUGGAAAGUGAAAGUGCGACCUGGGCGAAAUGUAAAAAUUGUCUUUGAAAAUUUCAAUAUCACAAGUACCGAUUGCUCUUCGUAUGUUAUAAUACAUAACGGUGAAACUAGAGAUUCGCCUUUAUUAGGUGAUGGAAGAUAUUGCGGCUAUACACAUGAAAAAUUAAAUGACAUAACUUCAUCCAGUAAUGCCGUAUUUAUAAGUUCUGUAAUGCACGUAUCAAGGGAUUCCCUGGGGACUUUUAGAAAUUUCAAAUUACGAUUUGAAGAAUUAAAUCAUGUAUGUGGUGUAACAUCUUCAUUGGAUGUUGAUCAUCCAUGGGAAGUCAUAUCUUCACCAAAUUAUCCUUACGUGCCUCCACCUUAUACCGAGUGCGUUUGGGUAUUCAUUGGUCCUCCGGGUGAAAUUUUACGUAUCGAUUUUAUUGAAAGGUUUGACUUAGAAAAAUCAGAUUCUUGUAUUUCAGAAUAUGUAGAGAUCCGUGAAGGUUCUACUAUAAAUUCUCCAGUAAAAGGUAGGUAUUGUGGUGAUAAGCCUGGUACAAUAAAAACUAGCAACAAUAUAAUGUAUAUUAAGUAUUCAACGCAAUUAUUAGAACCGAGAAAUGGAUUUAAAGCUAAUAUUUCUAUAGAUGUCUGCGGUGGGACUAUUGUGGCAACCGAAGGCACUUUGGAGUCACCGGGUUACCCACAAAUGCCGGUUUUACCGUAUGGUACAAUUUGUAAAUGGAAUAUCAUUGGGCCUUCGGUAUAUAGUUUAAAACUGCAACUAAAAGAUUUAAAUCUUCCUGACUCUGUGGAACCUUGUGCUACAAAACUUACAAUUAGCGAAAAUUCUAUACCAGUAAAUAAUACUAUUACUAUUUUAAAAGAAUAUUGUAGCGACGAUAUAGAAGAAUAUUCAACACCUAUUGAUUCUUUUACUAAUCAAGUUAUAGUCGCAUUAUCUAUUGGAAAGCCGAAUGAUUGGGAUCAAAUUACUGAUAACAGAGGAUUUAAACUGACGUUUAGUUCCUGGAGGCCCACAUGCGGUGGCACUGUUACAACAUCAGAAGGAUAUCUUACUACACCAGGCUACCCCAGGCUAACAACAUUAAGGUUUUGUCAAUGGAAAAUUAAACUACCUAAUUCUAACAGACGUGUACGCCUAGAACUCUUAGACUUCGAUAUAGACAAUCAUCGCAUUGGAAUAUACAACGAUGUGCAAUUUCAAACUCUGAUUGAAAAAAUACCUGGUACAAAUUAUUCUACUACAAAUAAAGUGUUUGAAUCAUCUGGAAGUACUUUAGGAAUUUAUGUGUGGUUAAAGCCGUUGGGUACAAAAACUCACCGAUUCAAAGCUCAAUUUACUUCAAAUGACGAAGCAAUGUGUGGAGGUGAAUUAAGUGGUAUCACGGGAGAAUUGUUGGAUCCAGAUCUCCAACGUUCGUACUUAUGUUCGUGGCAUUACAGUUACGACGAUGUUGAGAAUAACUCUAAUUUUCAAUAUAAUACGAUGGUUAUUCAAGCUAAUGUUAAUAAUCCAUCUAUUAAAAAAAGUUGCCGCUUUUCCGAGCCUCGUUUAACUAUAAAAUCUAUUAUUAUGGAAGACCUCGCAAUCACUCGAACUAUUUGUGGAGGCAAUAAAGAAGAAACUUAUAGGCUUCCGUCAAACAUCUUGGAUCUUACAGCUGUAAGAAAUAAGGACAAAAACUUGAGUUUUCAUCUUAAAUGGAAGUUACAACCGUGUGGGGGAAUCGUUUACGUGAAUGAAGAAAUGAUAAAUGUUUUGAAUUUAACGAGUAAUAGUAACGUUUCGAUAGAUUGUGCAUGGGUACUUGUCGCACCUGUAAAUAGUAAGAUUGAAAUUAAAUUAGAGGGCGAAUUUCAAUUGGAAUGCUCCAAUGAAUUUAUACAAAUAAGUCGAGGUACUGGAAUGUUGACAGCAAUAAUUGGUGAUUAUUGUAAAGAUAGAAUUCCACAAAAUCCUUUAGUUACAACUUAUAGGUAUACGUUUGUUGAAUAUCACUCAAAUGCUAAGAAUAACACUAAAAUAAAAUUAAUUGUCAAAACAGCUACAAAUCAAUGUGGAGGAAUACUAACAAAACAUGAACGUCAAUUUUCAUCGCCUAACUUUCCUAAUAAUUAUAUUGAAAAUCAAGAAUGCAUCUGGGAAAUUAAAGCAGAAAUUGGUUAUAGAGUAUCUCUUCAGUUUGUUGAACGUUUCGUAAUUGAAGAUACACCAAAUUGCACUAAAGACGCGUUAAUUAUAUAUGACUGGAAAGACGACAUGUAUACUGAAGUUGCAAAACUUUGUGGCCGGCGACUACCACCGGCGUAUAACUCGACUUUCAAUCAAAUGAAAGUGGUCUUCCGCACCAAUUCUGAGAUUAACCUGGAUGGAUUUAGAGCUCACUGGUCUUCUAUUUGUGGUGGUAUUUAUAAAGCCACUGAAAAAGAACAAAUACUGUACAGUCCAGGCUAUAACAACGGAUAUUUGCCUUCAUUGAAAUGCGAAUACCAAUUUAUAGCAACAGAUAAUAGGGUUGAAUUGAAAUUUUUAACUUUUGACAUCGAAGGUACGUAUCCAUUAUGUGAAUAUGACAACGUUACUUUGUCAGCGCACAGUCAGUAUGACUAUUUUAACGAGGUAUACUGCGGACAAGAAAUUCCGCCUCCCUUAAAAAACGUUGAUGAAGUCCAAAUGGUUUUAAGUACUGAUAGAUAUAGUAGUAGAAAGGGAUUUAAAUUGUCUUAUUCUAUUUAUAAUUGUGGGGGGAAUGUUAGUAAUAAUAGUCAUGUUAUUAAAUUUGACAAAUAUGAACGAGAUUUAAAUUGCAGUUGGAUUAUACAAGCCCCAGUUAAUAAAAUUGUCGUAUUGAGAUUUGAUUACAUCGAUUUAGAGAGUAAUCCGGAUUGCUACAAUGAUUACAUCGCAGUAUAUAAUGGAUUGAGUAUCGAUAAUAAUAAACGCCUUGCAUUGAUGUGCGGAAAUUUGAACUCUAGUACAAUAAUUAGGAGCAGCGGAAACGAAGUUCUCUUACAAUUUGUUACCGACAGCAGCGUUACAUAUACAGGGUUUAAAGUUGAAAUUAUUUUCAGUUACUCGGAAUCUACUGGAUGUGGGGGGCAAAUAGAUUUAAGCCCUACAUCAAGUCAUACCUUAAAAUCACCUCUUAUAGGAAAUAGUUUUGUAUAUGAGAAUUAUUUAGAUUGUACAUGGACUAUAAAAGCGCCGCAUGAUUAUGUCGUUAAUGUUGAAUUUAUAUCUUUCCACGUAUCUUCUUGCUACAAUGUAAAUCAGACGGCUAUAGGAAUCAGCACGUGUAACUGUGACUUCGUUGAGUUCAGGGACGGAAUAAAUCCAAACAGUUUAAUUAUAGGCACUUAUUGUGGUCAUACUUUGCCACCACAAAUACAUUCGACUUACGAAUACAUGUCUGUUAGGCUUGCUACAGACGGUGAGAUUGCUAGCUCGGGUUUUGAAGCUGUAUUAUCGGCAAAAGAAUCGCUUUGUGGCCAAAGUGUGUUUACAGUUACAAAUAACGUUCAAACUCUGAAAUCACCAAGAUACGAUUCUGGCUUUGUUCCACGUGACUUACAUUGCUCGUAUCAUUUAAGAGCUGACAGGUACGCUUCAAUACGUAUAUCAAUAAAGAAUUUAGAUUUGCAAUCGGGUUCUUCGGAUACAAAUAAAUGUAAUAACGAUUAUUUGUUAAUAACAAGCAACGCUUACCCUUAUAAUAAUAUAUCCAUCGGAAGUAACUUUAUUUUGAAUCCAGAUGUUAAUUCCUUUUUCCAAAUUUCAAGUUUUUAUGAACAAACAUUUCCCAGAACUGCGGUAUUUUGUGGAGUUAAAAAAUCAGUUGAUUUAUAUGUAUACGGAGAAAUUUCAAUGUAUUUAAAAACUACAUCAGAAUCAAGCAGAAGUUACAGAGGGUUUGACAUAGAAUUCGUUAAUUCCGGUUUCUGUGGAAGAAAUUACACCGAUACACAAGGUAGGAUAAAGUCUAUGUAUCCAUUGCCAGACGAUUCUAUGGAUUGCUAUACGCUUAUCACAGCUCCUGAACAUCACACAGUUGCACUAUACUUUAUUUUCAUUUCACCCGAUUAUGACAAUGACGCUGUAUAUCUUAAGAUAUUUGAUGGCGCCAAUACAACAAGUCCACUUUUAGCUAGGUUUGCAAAGGAAGGCGUAGCUUACGUUGCAGUUUUUUCAACGGGCAGGAGCUUAUUGUUGCAUAACCACGGCGAAAACAGUCGAAUAUUAUCGUUUGAUUCGACAUUUGUUUCUACAGACAAAGGUCGCGGAUGUGGUGGAAAGCUGAAUAACGUGGUAGGUAGAAUUAUGAGCCCUCUAUAUCCGGAAGUUUAUCGUCAGAAAAGUACAUGUGAAUGGGAGUUAGAAACCCCACAUGGAACACGUUUGGCGGUACAUUUUGAAGUAUUCGAUCUCGGUAUUGUAUGCGAUAAAAACUAUGUUCAACUAGCAGAUAGAAACGGCAACACAAUAUAUACUUAUUGUUCUGAAACACCCGCGGAUUAUAUAAGUUCAGAUAAUUAUGUUAAAAUAAUAUUUAUAACUGAUAUGAAUAACGGUGGGACUGGUUGGGUUGCAGAUUUUGCUGCAUUAGCCAAAUCUUGAUUGUUAUAAGUACUUCAUGCAGAUGCUAAAAUCUAUAACCUUUUGUUAUAAGUAAAAAUAGUUAUUUUAUUUUAGCUUUUAAUUAUAUAAUUAAAACUAAUUAAAUUAAACUAUUGAAAUGUGUGUUCUGAUAUAUCCUAUUAUGUGUAUAUACAACAAUAAAACUGUCGUAGUAUCUAAUUGUCAAUUUAAAACAUAAUAUAUAAGUAUGUAUUUCAAACAUUGUAACUUUUAGCAAAUUAUAUAAUAAGCCUGAUGAAAUACGCUGUUUAUUGUAUCAAGAGUGUUAACUAUUUGAAUAAAAUAAAAAAUAAUUAAAGUAAC
Papilio xuthus (Asian swallowtail) is the source of this 11561-nucleotide messenger RNA. RefSeq names its product cubilin. The transcript has a single exon. Bases 36 to 11237 code for a protein of 3733 amino acids. The record is from RefSeq and is a predicted model, not a curated record. Gene Ontology annotation, molecular function: calcium ion binding. Lineage: Eukaryota; Metazoa; Arthropoda; Insecta; Lepidoptera; Papilionidae.